AUGCCGGUUCGAGAUCCCGUCCGAAAUAACAUGCGACAACGAGAGGCAAUUCAUCGGGAGCAAAGUAACACAGUUCCUUGGGACAACAAAAUCAAGAGAAUCCUUUCGACGCCAUACCACCCGUGUGCGAACGGCCAGGACAAAUCCAUGAACAAAACCAUUAUUCAAAACCUGAAAAAGAAAUUGGAAAGCGCCAAGGGAAAAUGGCGAGAAACGCUGCCCGAGGUGUUGUGGGCAUAUCGGACGACUCCAAAAUCAAGCACAUGGGAGACACCUUUCUCCCUAGUAUAUGGUGCCGAAGCACUAAUACCAGUAAAGGUCGGGGAACCAAGCGCCAGAUUCCGACACACUAAAGGGGAAUCAAAUAACGACGCCAUGACAACGGCCCUUGAGCUGCACGAUGAAAGACGUGAAGCCUCGCUGGUUCGAAUGGCUUCCCAGAAGUAG
Nicotiana tabacum (common tobacco) is the source of this 447-nucleotide messenger RNA. The record is from RefSeq and is a predicted model, not a curated record. NCBI's taxonomy places the organism in Eukaryota, Viridiplantae, Streptophyta, Magnoliopsida, Solanales, Solanaceae.